This is a messenger RNA of Manihot esculenta (cassava), 1668 nucleotides long. Its product is annotated as PHAF1 protein At3g51130. The record is from RefSeq and is a predicted model, not a curated record. Lineage: Eukaryota; Viridiplantae; Streptophyta; Magnoliopsida; Malpighiales; Euphorbiaceae. The transcript is spliced from 15 exons. Bases 193 to 1392 code for a protein of 399 amino acids.
UGACGUUUCGUGCGCCGGUUUGCAACCCAGCCCUCUCAACUUCCUUUUGUCUCCAAGCCUGGUAAAUGAAAAUAAGAAACCGUUCUGUUCUCCUGAGUCCUAAAUUUGAGUCUAUAUAGCGAAAGUAACGGAGAUUAUCCCGACCAAAACGAAACAAUACGAGCCAGCAAGCAACACCUAAUCCAAUUCAAUAUGUUGCAGCACCAGCACCAGCCUCCGGCUCAGAGAACUCGACGGCGGUGCGAGGGCACCGCCAUGGGCGCCAUAGUUCUCGAUCUCCGCCCUGGUCUCGGUAUCGGUCCCUUCUCUCUCGGGAUGCCAAUUUGCGAAGCGUUUGCGCAAAUUGAGCAGCAGCCAAACAUUUACGACGUUGUUCAUGUGAAGUAUUAUGAUGAGGAGCCACUUAAACUCGACAUUGUAAUUAGCUUUCCGGAUCAUGGUUUUCAUCUUCGGUUUGAUCCUUGGUCCCAGAGACUACGCUUGAUAGAAAUUUUUGACGUUAAACGUCUGCAAAUGCGCUAUGCCACUUCCCUUAUUGGGGGACCGUCCACUCUAGCUACUUUUGUAGCUGUAUAUGCACUGUUUGGGCCAACUUUCCCUGGAAUUUAUGACAAAGAUAGAGGAGUAUACACUCUGUUCUACCCGGGCCUAUCCUUUGCUUUUCCAAUUCCUAGCCAAUACACAGAUUGCUGCCAUGAUGGGGAAGCGGAACUGCCGCUGGAAUUUCCAGAUGGCACUACACCAGUAACAUGUCGUGUGUCAAUAUAUGAUAGUUCUACUGAUAAAAAGGUUGGUGUUGGAUCAUUAAUGGACAAGGCUUCUGCUCCUCCGCUUCCUUCAGGCAGCCUGUACAUGGAAGAGGUGCAUGUUAAGCUUGGUGAAGAGUUAUGUUUUUCCACAGGUGGGCAGCAUAUUCCUUUCGGGGCAUCACCACAGGAUGUUUGGACUGAAUUAGGUCGUCCCUGUGGAAUUCAUCAAAAGCAGGUAGACCAAAUGGUCAUUCACUCUGCUUCAGACCCUCGUCCACGGACAACCCUUUGUGGAGAUUACUUCUAUAACUAUUUCACUCGUGGUUUGGACAUCUUAUUUGAUGGACAGACUCAUAAGAUCAAGAAGUUUGUUUUGCACACAAACUACCCUGGUCAUGCAGAUUUUAACUCAUAUAUAAAGUGCAACUUUGUUAUUCAAGUAAAUAACUCGAAGAAUAUUACGCCAAGCACAAAGUGGGACCAAGUUAAGGAAAUUCUUGGGGACUGUGGCCGAGCAGCUAUCCAAACGCAGGGUUCUGCAAGUAAUCCUUUUGGAUCCACAUUUGUAUAUGGUUACCAAAACAUUGCUUUCGAGGUGAUGAAAAAUGGUUAUAUUGCAACUGUAACUCUCUUCCAGUCAUGAUUAUUUUCCUCUGGUGGUGCUGCCGCGUGCUUGGACUGGGUGGAUGUUGUAAAAUUAAUUUUAGUGGAAAUCGGUGCCAGUUGCCACAUCAGCAUUACGUGGGGAAGCAGUGUUGGAAUUGUGAAUAACUGUACUUGCUUUCUUUUUAAAAAAAUAUAUAUGGUUCAUUUGUACAUAUGAUUAGUACCUAUCUGAUGUAAUUCUUAAUAACUUAUGCAAGCUUGUACUCAACUCUAAUGGCAUCAAGAUGGAUUCUAUUGGGUGCUGAAAUUGCUA